Molecule: messenger RNA, 3521 nt
Organism: Poecilia reticulata (guppy)
Lineage: Eukaryota; Metazoa; Chordata; Actinopteri; Cyprinodontiformes; Poeciliidae
Gene: nadsyn1
Product: NAD synthetase 1
Biological process (GO): NAD+ biosynthetic process
Cellular component (GO): cytoplasm
Molecular function (GO): NAD+ synthase (glutamine-hydrolyzing) activity; ATP binding; glutaminase activity
Source: RefSeq, a predicted model, not a curated record
GUGUUGCUUUCCUGCGGAAGUGACAGUACACUCAGCACCGUAGAAGCAAACAACUCACUGAUUAAGGUUUUGUGAUCAGUACGAACAAGUUGUGAACAUACAGACCACAGUUUAUGUUUGUCCUGUGACGUGUUGAUUGUGAGCACAAGGAGAAGAAGAUGGGCCGUAAAGUGACCUUGUCAACAUGCUCUUUAAAUCAGUGGGUUCUGGACUUUGAAGGCAACACGGAGAGAAUAUUGAAGAGUAUCGAGGUAGCAAAGGCAAAUGGAGCCAAAUAUCGGCUGGGUCCAGAGCUGGAGAUAUGUGGGUAUGGCUGUGCAGACCACUUCUAUGAGUCAGACACGCUGCUUCAUAGCUUUCAGGUCCUGAAGACUCUUCUGGAAUCCCCGGUUACCCAGGACAUCAUCUGUGAUGUGGGAAUGCCUAUCAUGCAUCAUAAUGUGCGCUACAACUGCCGUGUCAUCUUUCUGAACAGAAAAAUUCUGCUAAUCAGACCUAAGAUGCUGAUGGCCAAUUCUGGCACCUACAGAGAGAUGCGUUGGUUCUCACCUUGGAGUCGGUUAAGACAGGUGGAAGAGUAUUUCCUGCCCAGAAUGAUCCAGGAAGUAACCGGCCAGGACACUGUCCCAUUUGGGGAUUGUGUGCUCUCCACUAAGGACACCUGUAUUGGCACGGAAAUUUGUGCAGAGCUCUGGAAUCCCAACAGCCCUCAUAUUCAGAUGGGGCUGGAUGGUGUUGAAAUCUUCACCAACUCUUCUGCCAGCCACCAUGAGCUCCGUAAAGCCGACCAAAGAGUCAACCUCAUCAAGACAGCCACCACCAAGAGUGGAGGGAUCUACCUGUAUGCCAAUCAGAGGGGCUGUGAUGGAGACCGGCUGUACUAUGACGGCUGUGCCAUGGUGGCUAUCAAUGGAGAAGUCGUAGCUUGUGGAGCACAGUUUUCCCUUGAUGAUGUGGAAGUGAUUACAGCCACUCUGGAUCUGGAGGACGUUCGCAGUUACAGAGGAGAACUCUGCCAGCCACUCAUGGAAGGACAACAGAAACCUUGCUAUAGGAUCAAAGUAGAUUUUUCUUUAUCGAGCUCUAAUGAUGUCUACCUCCCCACACACCAACCAAUACAGUGGAUGUUUCAUACACCAGAGGAAGAAAUCAGUCUAGGGCCAGCAUGUUGGCUGUGGGACUACCUGAGGAGAAGUGGUCAGGGUGGUUUCCUUUUGCCUCUGAGCGGCGGCAUCGACAGCUCCUCCACUGCCUGUAUCGUCCACUCUAUGUGUGUGCUGCUCUGCCAGGCUGUGGAAGACAGCAACGGCGAGGUGCUGAAGGAUGUUCGCAGAGUGGUUGGAGAUGACUCCUACACACCGCAGAACCCAAAGGAGUUGUGUGCUCGCCUGUUUACCACCUGUUACAUGGCCAGUGAAAAUUCCUCCCAGGAUACAUGCAGCAGAGCCAGGGACCUGGCUGGGGAGAUUGGAAGCACACAUGUGAAUAUUAACAUAGAUGUGGCUGUCAAAGGCAUUCUGGGUAUCUUUUCAGUGGUAACUGGACGGUGGCCGCAGUUUCGUGCAAAUGGUGGAAGCAACAGAGAGAACCUGGCUCUGCAGAAUGUGCAGGCCCGUGUCAGGAUGGUCUUGGCCUAUCUUUUUGCCCAGCUGAGUUUGUGGGCUCGUGGUAGGCCUGGAGGACUGCUAGUUUUGGGCUCAGCCAACGUCGAUGAGAGCCUUACAGGAUAUUUCACCAAGUAUGACUGCUCCAGUGCAGACAUAAACCCCAUUGGUGGAAUCAGCAAGAUGGAUUUGAAGAGCUUCCUUGCUUACUGUGCAGAGCAGUUCCAGCUUACCGCUUUGAGAGGCAUCCUGGCUGCUCCCCCCACUGCUGAACUGGAGCCUCUGAAGGACGGACAGCUGUCCCAGACAGAUGAGUCAGACAUGGGAAUGAUGUAUUCUGAGUUAUCAGUGAUUGGAAGGCUGCGGAAGAUCUCAAAGUGUGGACCCUUCAGUAUGUUCUGUAAGCUCAUUCAUCUGUGGAGGGAUGUCCUUUCACCUACUCAGGUGGCCCAGAAGGUGAAGCACUUCUUCAGGAUGUACUCGGUGAACCGCCACAAGAUGACCACAGUGACUCCUUCCUACCAUGCUGAGAGCUACAGUCCUGAUGACAACCGCUUUGACCUUCGACCUUUCCUCUACAACACACACUGGAACUGGCAGUUCCAGUGUAUUGAUAACCAGAUUUCCCAAAUGCCAGCAAGCCCAGACAACGGGGACCAGGGAAGGCUUGAAGAGUAGCAAAACCCCACAGUCCUGUUCUCUCUCUCCAGGGCGUGUUUGCAUCUCUGCAGUGGCUCAAAUCCAAAACAACCUCCAGCUGUUUCAAAAGUUCAGGAGCUCACCAUGCCUGAAAACAUUAAAAAUGUGUUAAACAUUUUAAUGACAAAUGUCAUUGGAUUUUCAUCAGAGAUAUAUCCUGCUUACUUCUGUUCUAAACCAAAGCAAUGCCACCAGACGGCUAACUAUAAAGACCCGGGUAGCUUUUGCAUCUGGUAUCCAUCAGUGUCUUCCAUGAUAGCACACACAGAGCCAUGUCAGGUUAUGGUUCUGAAGCAUUUUCUAUAUCUUAAACUGUUAUUACUCAGAUGCUACCACAUCUUAGAUUCAUCCCACUGUUAUCUUGUUGAUUUUUUUCAGCUACACAACUCUUGAUGAGCUUUAAUAAUGCAGUAUAACGUACUGCAUUAUUGAUGUAAUUAUCCUGAAAUUAUGCUUUUUAUUUACAACUGAAAUUAAAGUUACAGUUACCACUGAUGGAAACCUUCUGCGUUCUCACUCUGCUACACUCAGAACUGGGUUGGUUUGAGCCGUUCUAGUUCCACUUUUCCAUUGACUGGUGCUUUGAUGUGUGCCUUUGGUUAUAACGCAAUCCAAUGAGCAACAUUGAUGCAUUGAUCAUUUGACUGCAUUGUUUUCUUUUCUCAUGCUGGAGCCUGUGCUUCUGCUGUUCUGUGUAAAUUCUCUGUAGGGAAAUAUUCCCUACAGAUAAUAUUAAUAUACUCUCUGUAGGUGCACUGUGCAAAAGAACCAGAAGGUAAUAUUACGUAAAUAGUUCAUUUUCUGACAUACUAGCAUCAACUCUGUGUUAAUGUUAAGUUUAUUUAUAGCACUUUUACCCUCACCAAAGUGUUGUACAAGGACACGUAAGAAAAAUAUAAAAUCACAAAGUUUAUCUAGAAUCUAAAAAUAAAACUAAAUCAUCCCAAUAGAAACCUUACAGUAUCAGACCUCAAUUGAAUGCCAACAAAUACAAUUUCUAAGAAGUUAUUUAAAAUGACCCAGACUGUGGGCAGAUCUGCCCAUAUUAAAAUCCUAUAAAAAUAUGAAAUCCUAUAAAAAGUCUUGUAACCAUUAAAACUGGGGAUAUUUUGGGAUAUUUUUAGGAGACUUGUUGUAGCUGUUGAAUUUGUAAUAUGCAUGCAGAUGUGCUAAAUAAAUCUCCUCCUGGUUGGCCUGAUCAGAGAAGAGCAAAUAUGA